Gallus gallus (chicken) is the source of this 4112-nucleotide messenger RNA. RefSeq names its product cadherin related family member 5 (gene CDHR5). The record is from RefSeq and is marked validated. Gene Ontology annotation, molecular function: cadherin binding; calcium ion binding. Bases 100 to 2169 code for a protein of 689 amino acids. The transcript has 14 exons. Lineage: Eukaryota; Metazoa; Chordata; Aves; Galliformes; Phasianidae. Gene Ontology annotation, cellular component: catenin complex; adherens junction; membrane. Gene Ontology annotation, biological process: cell-cell junction assembly; calcium-dependent cell-cell adhesion; adherens junction organization.
GCCUUUGUGGAGCAGUGAAUGCGGAAGGUACAGCGAGAAGGGGAGAGGAGAGGAUCAGCUUGAUUAGAAACGGGGAUUUCUUCAACAACGCAGCUCACCAUGGGUGUUUCCCACUGGCUCCUGGCUUCUGUGCUCUUUCUGCUGCUCCCUGUAACAGCACAACAAGGAUGUUCUGUUCCCAGUAGCAAUCCGAGUGUUCCUGAAAAUAACCCUCCUGGAUAUGUUGUGACCACUAUCUCUGUGGAAGCAAAUUUCACUGUAGCUAUCGAUUCUAGCUCACCAGAUGGUGAUUAUUUUACCAUCCAGGGGUACGAGCUGCAGCUGAUCAGAAGCGUGGACUAUGAGGCGAGCGACACUGUGCUGUUAGUGACCCUGACUUGCAAGAAAGGUGAUGUGGAGAGUUACAGCCUGCCAAUUAUUGUGACCAUCAUCAAUCUGAAUGAUAACAGCCCAGUGUUUAAGGAAACCAGCCUCACCAGAGUUAUACCUGAGGACACAAAAGUGAAUGCAACCGUUGUAGCCCGUGAAGAUGUAAGUGCUAGUGAUGCUGACCUGGACACUAUCUACUAUAAACUCGAUUCGAUGGUGCAGAACACCAGUGAUUAUUUUGCCAUAAAAGGAGUCAAUAACCCUGAAAUCUACUUACAAAAAGCGUUGAAUUACGAAAAAUUUAACUCCACAACAUUGCUCUUGUAUGCAAUGGACAAUACUGAGGGCACGAACGUAACCAUUCAUACAGCUACCGCAACAAUAAGCAUAAUCAUUGAGCAAGCUGACACCAGACCUCCCUGGUUCCUACCCUGCACCUUCGUUGACACGGACAGAAGCAUUUGCAUCAGCAGCACCUAUGCUGGGAGAGUCAAUAUGUCCGAGAUGUCGACUGCACCGCUCACCUUGGAGCCAGGGCCCAUCUAUGCUAUCGAUCCUGACUACAUUUUAAAUGAAAAGAUUGUGUACAGCAUUGUUGGUGGGAAUGCAGAUAACGUAUUCUCAGUGGAUGCAGACACGGGAAAUCUAACUAUGAACAAAGUAGCAUCUUCUCCAAAUUCAUACCUAUUGCAGGUGAUGGCCACUCAAGUCAACAACAAACAGAAAUACUCCAUAGCCAAUGUAGAAAUUCAGGUCAUCAAUAAGAGUGACCAUGCACCAUACUUCGAGUCCAGAAUGUAUGCAGGGACAGUGUUUGUUGGUCUGGACCCAAGAAGCUUUGUCUUCCAAGCUGGUGAUUCUUCAAGCCCCCUGAUGAUAGCAGCGCUGGAUGAUGAUUUCCCUGAUAAAGCCAACCCAAACAUUGAGUACUACAUAAGGAACAACACCAAUUUCAUUGCAACCAAAGAUGGACUCAUCCUGACUAAUGUGAUGCUGCAGUCACCGGGGACUGCAGUCAUGGAGGCUGUGGCAAAAGACACAGUGAGUCUACAGGAGGGGAGCACUGUCGUCACAGUGGAGAUCACCGCUGCCAAAGCUGAAACCUCCUCCUCUGAUAAGAUAUACACUGCACAGGAUAUGGGUAUCUUAGGUGGUAUCUUAGCUGCAUUGCUAUUAAUUGCCUUAGUCUUCCUUGGACUGAUGAUAUAUAAACAAUAUGGAAAGACAGUCAAGUUCCUGAUUAAUAAAAAAUUCUCCAAGGAUUUCCCUGGAAGCUACGACAAUCAAGCUUACAAGCAAGAUGAACAUCCAGACCUGAGUGCCAACGGUCAGGAAAGCCCAACAUAUAUCAAUGUAACCCAGAUACAGCAGCCAUCACUUUUCUUGGCAUCUUCUAAUGAACAAGAAAUUAAUGGACUCCCGCAGACUUCCCCAGCUUCCGCCAUCACUUUUGACCAGAAAGUGGAAGAAGAAGAGGAAGAAGAAGAGGAGAAAGUGGAAGAAGACUCUAAGCAUGAAAAGGAAGUGAAAUCUAUCCUCAAAACAGACAGGAAUGAGGGGGACCCAGGAUACAAAGCUGUGUGGUUUAAGACCGAUGUGGAUCCAAGUGGAGAGAAUGUUGAAGUGAUUAAUGACGAUGCAGCAGAUUAUGAUGAUGACAGUGAUCAAGAUCUGCAGGAGAACGAGAAGGAGGAAGAAGAUGACAAGGAUGAUCACUACAGAGGUCUGGGAAUGUCCCUUGCCUCAGGCAGCUCAUCAGUGUCAGUCAACAUGUCUACCAGAGAUGACAGUGAUGCAUAAUGGAAAUAGGUCUGCGACUGUCCCCUCACCAAAAUGGAGAAAUGUCCAUUGCUUGGGUGAGACGGAGCCCACCUUUCUGCUCAGGGCAAAACUGAAAUGCAAGAGGACAAAGUUGCCUGUCUUGCAUGCAGAGAUUAAAGCCAGAAGAGAUUAUAAUUCAAACUUCUAGUGAGACCUUGAAAUAUGGCUUGGGAUUUUGUGCGGGGAAAACACAUCCCAUCCUUCUUCCUAUUUGUCCUAGGGUCCCCUAUAUCACAUUUCCCAAGCUGGUAAGUAUAUUGAAGAUGUAGCUGAACUGACUUUGAAGCAUUUAUCCCAGCUCAUGGUAGCAAUUUAGUUGUAUGAUCCAGUGCUUUCAUCUCCUCUUGGUGGGAAAACGAGCCAGCACGGACUGCUCAGCUGUUCCCUUUAGGUGCUGCAUGUUGACGUCAGCUGCAGGGCGUUAGCCAGUGCAAGUCACUCUGACCCUGCUGUUGCUCCCAUGACUACGUUCAGGAGCUCACUUCAGGACUUGACUCUGCUCCCUGCACCCCAGCGGGAGCAGCUGGCAUGACACACUAGGGACAGCAGGAGUGCCACUGCAGGUCUCCCUCCUGCCAGAAAACAAACGUUCAGAUGAUUGGAAGAUGCUGUUUCCUCUGCUGCUGAUAACCAAGGACUGAUAACAUGUUCUUUACUGAAGGAAUUUGUCGGUUAUUAUUCUUUUCCCCAAAACCAUUAAUUGUGCUGUCCUUCCUUGGCUGUAUCCUAUGUGUCAAGGCAAAGAGCUCCUGCUCCUAACCUGCCUACAGAAUGUCAGGUGUAUUUCCAACUCUCUGAACUUCUGGCAGCAAAAAUGUCAUUCCGAAGUGCUAGAUGUGGAUCAGCACAUUGUUUCCCCUGUCCAACAGGACUCGAGGUGUUCCUUUUAUCAUUGCUGCUGAAAGUGGAGGUCAGCAUUCCUCCACACGCCUCACUUGGUGUAGAUGAAGACCUCUUUGCAUCCCCAUUUUUUCCGUUCACAAUGGGCCCAGCAGGCUCUUCUGCUGGUAAAAUACCAUCUUUCAGGCUUUACCUAGAGCCAAGCAGCAGCCCAAAAGCAGAGGUGGUCCACUGAGAACAAGUCAGCUCUGGUGCUCAGCUUUUGGGUCCGGGAUUGAGCUAGAAAACCUGCUAGCAAGAUGGAACUGACCCGCCUCCCAAAGCCUUUCCUCAUCUUUCAGCAAUUUUAUCCUCAGUUGUGGUUGUGCCACCUACUCAGCAAAGCGAGCACACCAUUGCCAUUGGGAGUAAUGUGAGUGAUUCUCUGGUCCAGAUUCAUCCUUUCCAUCGACCAAUUUCUUCCCAAAGCUGGCAAUCAAAAACUGAAAUAUUUUCCACUUAGAGCAUGGCUGAGUGCAUUUGCACCUUCUGAUCUAUCAGUAUAAAAUCUGUGCUGCUGCUGGUUUUCCUGUUUUGCAGCUAGCUAGAGGGCAGGUAUGGGUUAUUGAGCGUUCAACUUUCAGUUGAACUUUCAGACAGGGGUGCAAUGGGACCCUGGGUCACAGAUAUUUAUCUCACUUGCUUAGCUUAGCACAACAGCACAGCACCACAACAACAGGAAUGUCCUUCUGGGAAAGAAACAACAAUAAGUAAUCCUGCCUGUGACCUAUGGGCUAUUCCCUGUAACGCUGUCAUUACUCCAGAUAAACCCAUGAGAAGGAAACCAAAACACAGCUGCUGGAAUUCUCAUGUACCCCAAAACAUAAGACAAUCAGCUCCAAGCAGGCUUGCAUCCUCUUGGUUUCCACUUUUUUUUCUGUACAUUUCCCCAUCUUGCUGUUGCUAGUGCUCAGCUCUGCCAGGGUUUCUCUGAAGAGAGCAGCCCUGCUGUGUGGACUUCAGGACCUGUACUUUUGCUGAAGGUAGAGACUGAAAUAUGGAAAGCUUUUCUCCUUGCUGCAAUAAAGUUACUUGCCCAGAAA